Molecule: messenger RNA, 526 nt
Organism: Daktulosphaira vitifoliae (grape phylloxera)
Lineage: Eukaryota; Metazoa; Arthropoda; Insecta; Hemiptera; Phylloxeridae
Exons: 2
Coding region: 80-511 (143 amino acids)
Source: RefSeq, a predicted model, not a curated record
CAAAAAUUUGGUAUUUUUAAUACAUUAAUAACUAGUUCACUAUUUUAAAUAAUUAUAUUUGAACCGAAAAUAUUAAAAGAUGAUUUAUAAAAUUAAUAUAUUAUUGUUUGCAUGUUGCAUUUUUUCCGCUUUUUCUGUUCCGAUUGACAAUAAACAUAAACGAUUGAAAAUUGACGAUUCUCAAAAAGAACCUGAAGAAAAACUAACCAAUGAUGAAGAUAAUGAUGAAGAUAAUUAUGAAGAAUUUUAUGAAGACUAUGAUAAAAUACCACACAAUAUUGAUGAUAUGAUUGAAUUUGAUGAUAAUGGAAUACCGCUAAUCGAUACUUUAAGUGUCGCUAAUAUAAUCAGUACAGAGGUAAAUACACUUUUAUUACAAGAAGUAAAAGAUUGCAUGGUUCCUAUUAAGAAACUUUAUGAAGUAACACGAAUUAUUUUUAACGAAGGUGACGAAAUGACUAAGGAAGAAAAAGAAAUUGGUAAAUAUAAUAGAAUAUCCGUUUAUAAUUGAUUUUUUAAUAGAGUA